AUGGCUAAGAAAUUCGUUGAAAAUAAAAACGAAGAACUACUACUGGCCACUCAAGCUAUCGAUUACACCGAAGAUGCCCGUAUGAAACGCCCAUCCCAAAGACCAAAUGAACAGCCGAAAACUUCGCGGACAAAAAAGAAAGUCUCGAACAAAUCUCGCAAAUUGGAUCUAGCCAAGCUUGCAGUCAAGCAGCAGGAAAAGAAACGACGACUAGCCCGAAAGACAUCGCACCAGGGAGAAAACGGCCUUUCGAAUGCGGAGGACUCGAGACCCAGGGAUAACAGGACGAACAUCAGCAGCAGCCGUUCGAAGGCCACUUUGUCAGAUACACAAUCCGCCCCCAAGCGACAAGUAAAACGAGUCGCUUUUGCAUAG
Messenger RNA from Rhizoctonia solani, 375 nucleotides. RefSeq lists its product as uncharacterized. Bases 1 to 375 code for a protein of 124 amino acids. The transcript is spliced from 4 exons. Lineage: Eukaryota; Fungi; Basidiomycota; Agaricomycetes; Cantharellales; Ceratobasidiaceae. The record is from RefSeq and is a predicted model, not a curated record.